This is a messenger RNA of Lingula anatina, 617 nucleotides long. Its product is annotated as pentraxin-4-like. The record is from RefSeq and is a predicted model, not a curated record. NCBI's taxonomy places the organism in Eukaryota, Metazoa, Brachiopoda, Lingulata, Lingulida, Lingulidae.
AUGGUGUUCGGGUUCUGCAUUUCCCAGAACCGGAUAGCACCCUAUCAUGGUCACUACUUCAAGCAAAUACCCCUGAUUUAGACGCCUUCACAGCCUGCGUAUGGAUCAAAACCACCCGCACCACAAGCGGCCCCAUUCUAUCCUACGGCUCAGAGAGUUGUCGACAGUGUAUUGAACUUGGAUACAAUCCCGUUGGUCACGGCUACUCCGUUGUUUUGAAAGGCGAUAAUGUACUGAAUAGAUCCUCUCGUGCUGAAGCGCCCCUACCGGCCCAUGGGAACUGGCACCACUGGUGUGUGGUGUGGAGUGGUGCCAAGAGAGAGAUUAAUAUCUACAGGGAUGGUCUCCACGCGCUGAGUCAACAUGUUAAGGUUUCACGUAUACCUGGAGGUGGUAAAUGGGUUGUUGGACACACUCAGUGUGAGGCAAGUCCUGAUACUCUUCCUAAACAUCCAUCAUUCGUGGGAUUCGUUGGUGGCGUCAACGUCUGGAACCAUGAUAAAGUCGACAUCCCCGGUCUGGCAAUAUGUGCCAAUACUAACGAGGGAAGUCUCAUAUCUUGGGACACUGUCACCAAGACCAACUUCAAGGUCGCAACAUAUGAGGAACAUUGUUAA